Zymoseptoria tritici IPO323 is the source of this 1043-nucleotide messenger RNA. RefSeq lists its product as uncharacterized. Bases 278 to 952 code for a protein of 224 amino acids. The transcript has 3 exons. The record is from RefSeq and is a predicted model, not a curated record. Gene Ontology annotation, cellular component: cytoplasmic side of plasma membrane; multivesicular body; ESCRT III complex. Gene Ontology annotation, biological process: vesicle budding from membrane; late endosome to vacuole transport via multivesicular body sorting pathway. NCBI's taxonomy places the organism in Eukaryota, Fungi, Ascomycota, Dothideomycetes, Mycosphaerellales, Mycosphaerellaceae.
GCAGAAAAGCUCUCAGACACAGACUGCAUUCUCCGGCCAUAGAACGAUCAUCCCGCUUUCAGGCUCCCGAACAUCGCUGCUAGAUAACCUGAGGCACCGUCCGCUCAUCGUCGGGCGCACUUCUGGUCACAAGAUCGCCCGCUCGUGGCUCGUCCGCUAUCUCCCCACGUCUGCUAGACCCCUCACAACCGCAGGCAACUCCCCCGAAGACCGCAACACCCCCAAAGGACACACCGAAGCCCUUGUCUUCUCUGGAUCAACUCCCUGAGCCGUCACGAUGUCUGGCUGGGGUUUCGCCAACCUGUUCGGCGGCGGCGCGGCCACCAAGAAGGAUGCACCAAAGAACGCGAUCCUGAGGCUGAGGAGUACGCUGGAGAUGCUGUCGAAGAGAGAGAAGCAUCUGGAGAAUCAGAUGGCGGAGCAAGAUGCGAUAGCGAGGAAGAACGUGAGCGCAAAUAAAGGAGUCGCGAAAGCCGCCCUCCGACGAAAGAAGGCUUUUGAACACCAACUCGAACAGACGUCCGCGCAAAUGAUGACCGUUGAGCGCGAAAUCUCCUCAAUUGAGACGGCCAACAUCAACAAGGAGACGCUCGACGCGAUGAAGGGGGCGCAGGUCGCGAUGAAGGGCAUUCAUGCGGGUCUCACGAUCGACAAGGUUGAUCAGACGAUGGAGGAUCUACGGGAACAGCACGCUAUUGGCGAGGAGAUUGCAGAUGCUUUGACACAGGGCAACACGAUGCAAGGUGUAGAUGAAGACGAGCUGGAGGAUGAGUUGGCGGAGCUGCAACAGGAGGAGCUGGACAACAAGAUGCUGAAGACAGGCACAGUGCCGGUCAGCGAUCAAGGGCUGAGAUUACCGAGUCAACCGGUUGGAGAGCUGCAAGGCAGACAGCAAGUGGAGGACGACGAGGAAGAGGAGCUACGGAAGCUCCAGGCCGAGAUGGCCAUGUGAGGUUGCAUUGCAUCGAAGUAAGCUUUAUAUCCGAGUGAGUGAGCGGCGUUCUGUGGAGGCUACAGAUUCCAAUUCAUUUGAUUAUAUUUUG